UCACUGCGAAUCGCGCACGCGCAGUCGCAGUCGCCUCACCGCAUACUUGCUUGUACUUGAAUAUUUUCUGUUUGAGUUUGAGCACGUUAGGCCUGCUUCGUUCACAAAGCAAGAAACGUUUGAAAUUUUAUUCCAGUCGAUUUAAAGCCUAAAAAAUGCCCAAGAAGAAGACGCCAAGAAAUGCUUUUUAUUUCUUCAUGCUGGAUUACAAAGCACGUUGCGAGAGGAACGGGGAGAGAUUCCCUAAUGGCCUAAGAGAUGUCCAGCUUGAAGCUGGACCUGAAUGGAAUGUACUACCAGCAAAUGAGAAGAAGAAAUAUGAGGAUAUGGCAAAAGAAGAGAAAGCCAGAUUAAAAGGGGACUCUUCAAAUAAACUCACAUGCUGGCAUACUCCUUAUAAAGUGGUUGAUGAUGAGAAAGACGAAGAAGAAAGGUUCAAAAACGAAAUGAAUAGCUACAUUGAGAACACAGUGAGCUCAUUGGCUUCAAAAAAAUUACUUGCAGAGCAUAAGUUUUAUUUGGUCCAUGUCAACUACUUCUGCAAAACCGAGGGCGAAUGUUUCCAUCCUGCAGAACUGGCUGUCUCAGAGUUCUCCCUCGCAGAGGGUAUAAUCGAUGUUUACAGCACAAUCAUUUCUCCAGGUAAUAUCCCUCUGGGCUACAGACAUGAUGCAAUGCAAAACGCUGAAAAAAGUCACAAAAUACCAAUUGAUGAUAAUGGAGGAGAAAAAAAUUUCUACAACAUCCUGAUUGCUGUGAAGAACAUUCUCCAGCGGGGGAGGGCAUCCAAUGGUGGUAUGUACCCACCGAUGUACACAAUGCCUGACAAUGUAAGUCUGAACACAAGCAUUAGUGCUGUCAGGAGUGUGAUGAAAAAUCUCUUGUCAAGUGAUACAGAAGAUUAUGACGAGAAUAUGUUCAAAAUUUACUCCUUGGAAAAAUUGUUCUUGGAGCUUCGCCAGGCUUGCAAAAAGCUCAGUGAAAGUGAAGAAGAUGAUGCAGAGGCAGCGAUUCCAGCAAUGAGCAUUGCUCGAACUGAAUUGGAAAAAGAUGUCUUCAAUUUUAUACCAAAUAUCGCUUGUCCACAGUUUCACUAUGACGAAGAAGCAGUAGAAUACUGUUCCAAGAGCUAUGUACAACGAUGGGUGUAUCUGAUCUGUGACCAUUGCUGUGGACCACUAGACAUUACCAUAGUACAAGGAAAACACAUUCCAUUAAAUGCUGAUGUCAACUUCCAGAAGAAGAAACUGGAAGAAAAGAAGGAAACAGAAGUAUGCAAGCCAAUCACAUGGGUUGACCACAGCAAAGUAUCGGCGUCAGCAUCUACAUGGGUACCAAAAGAGCAGGCUCCUCUCCCACGGCCUCAGAGACAAUCCAACAUUUCUCAAAUGUUACCUCCAAGAAAUGAGUAUGGCUAUUCUUCUGAAGAUUUCCCUUCAAUUCCGCUUGGUCGUGGACGAGGCAGGGGAACACCACGUGGAAAUGGUAGAGGCAAUUCACCACUUAGUUUUGCCGCUGCUACCAGGAAGUAACUCAUUCAGAGAUGAUGUGACAGUAUGGGCCAUUUCAAAUUUUAAAUAGGCAUUUAUUGUGCUAAAAUAUUUUAAAUGAGAACAACUGCCUUAUUAAUAAUAUUGAUAAAGAAAGUAAUGACUAUGUUUGUCAUUUGAAUAUUUUAUAUUUAUACCAGAUUUUAUUUACGUUAUAUUAAAUUAGAUUUAAGACAGUCACAGCUUCAACUACUGUGUAACUAUAUAUAUAAAGCAAAGGUCAAAUUUUCAGGGGUUUUAACUAUCCAUAGCUACUUAAAAAUUUGUAAAAAUACUGAUUGUAUUUUGUUUGUAACUUGAGUUUGUCAAACCAGAGAAGUAAACACUUUGUUUGCAUACAUGAAUUUCUGGUCGUUUGGGUAUGUUUGUUAGGAUUAAGAUUUUGUUAUGACCUUAUGACUAAAAAAAAAACAAGACUGUGAUGCUGUGUGUUUGGACACGUCAGUCCACCUACUUUGUUACAUAAAUAAAUAUUUUUUAUGAUUCAA
Homalodisca vitripennis (glassy-winged sharpshooter) is the source of this 2038-nucleotide messenger RNA. RefSeq names its product protein maelstrom homolog (gene mael). Bases 156 to 1532 code for a protein of 458 amino acids. Gene Ontology annotation, cellular component: nucleus; P granule. The record is from RefSeq and is a predicted model, not a curated record. The transcript has 13 exons. NCBI's taxonomy places the organism in Eukaryota, Metazoa, Arthropoda, Insecta, Hemiptera, Cicadellidae. Gene Ontology annotation, molecular function: sequence-specific DNA binding. Gene Ontology annotation, biological process: regulation of miRNA-mediated gene silencing; spermatogenesis; negative regulation of DNA-templated transcription.